This is a messenger RNA of Cuscuta epithymum, 1739 nucleotides long. Lineage: Eukaryota; Viridiplantae; Streptophyta; Magnoliopsida; Solanales; Convolvulaceae. The record is from the annotation of a GenBank genome assembly.
CGCCUCCAUUAAUCAAAAUUCCAUACCUUUUCAAGCUCCACUGAUUGAUUAAAGACAUCCGCAGACCAGGUUUGGACUCAUUAAUUGAUGGAAAUCUCUGCUUUCCCACUCUCAGUCUCCGACGACUUCUUCUCCUUUAAUCCGCUCAGCUUCUUCCAAGAUUUUGACUUUCCAGACAGCCCCGUCUCCAAGAAGCUGAAAACCCAUGAUCCAAAUCAUCUAAUAGAGGAGAUGUCUGACUGUUUAAUGUUCUCCGAUCAAGAAAUGACCAAGACAGAGCGAAUUCCGGCGUACCCAGAUGAUGAUUUUGUGGUUCCCAGUGAUAUUUCAUCGUCCCGGCAGGGUUUCAUUGCGGAAACGGUGACUGGAAAUGGAAAGCGCGGCCGCAGUGGGUCCGCCGAGGCCGCCAGCACUUCUGGGGAGGGCGGCGGCGGAACGCCGCCGCAGAGCCAGAGGAGGCUGUGGGUGAAGCAGCGGUCCAGCGCGUGGUGGGAGCGGUGCAACAGCCCGGACUUCCCGGAGGACGAGUUCAAGAGUGCGUUCCGGAUGAGCAGAGCGACUUUCGAAUUCAUCUGUGACGAGCUGGAGCCGGCGGUGACGAAGAAGGACACGACGCUCCGCCUCGCGAUUCCGGUCCGCCACCGGGUCGCGGUUUGUAUCUGGCGGCUCGCCACCGGUGAACCGCUCCGGGAGGUCUCGAAGCGGUUCGGGCUGGGAAUCUCCACCUGCCACAAGCUCGUUCUGGAAGUCUCCGCCGCAAUAAGGACCGUUCUCAUGCCCAAAUUCCUCCAAUGGCCGGAAGAACAGAGCAUGGACAACAUCAAACGCCGGUUCGAGCACCUCACCGGAAUCCCAAACGUCGCCGGAGCAUUGUACACCACGCACAUCCCCAUCGUCUCCCCGAAGCUCUCCGCCGCCGACUACUUCAACAAGCGUCACACGGAGAGAAAUCACAAGACGUCUUACACCGUGACAGUCCAAGGCGUGGUCGACUCCACCGGAAUCUUCACCGACGUCUGCAUCGGCUGGCCGGGAUCAAUGACCGACGACAAAAUCCUCCAGAAAUCUGCGAUUUUCGACCGGGCAAAGAAGGGUCUGCUGAAGGAUCUCUGGGUCGCCGGAAAUUCAGGGCACCCACUGACGGACUGGACUCUAGUUCCCUACACUCACCAGAACCUGACAUGGGCGCAGCACGGAUUCAACGAGAAGAUCUCCGGCGCGCAGGCGGUGGCGAAGGAGGCGUUUAUGCGGCUGAAGGCGCGGUGGAGCUGCCUCCAGAGGAGGACGGAGGUGAAGCUGCAAGACCUGCCGGUGAUUCUGGGGGCGUGCUGCGUUCUGCAUAACAUCUGCGAGAUGAGAGGGGAAGAUGAACUGCGGCCGGAGUUAAGGUUCGAUCUCUACGACGACGAGGUUGUCCCGGAGAUUCCAAUUCUAUCGGCAAACGCGAUGCACGCACGUGAUCAAAUUGCUCACAAGCUUCUGCAUCACAUUGUAUAGAUUCUUUUUGCUCACAACAUUGCUUCCAUCCUAAACUUCACAAUUCUUUAUCAUCUUAAUUUAGAUAUUGAUUUUUGAGUUGCUAAUUAUUCGAAGUGAUUCAUGUAAUAGAAUUCUUUUGCUACUUAUAAAGUUGUAAGUUGAAAUAGUUACAAUAAAGGCAUUUUUUUGGCCAAACAAGUUCAAUCCAUAAGCAAUCAAACAAGUUUGAAAACAAAUUUUUAGGUUUUUAUACUCCUUUU